GAGUUGUCAAAGGGCAUCGUCAUUUGUCGCCGCAAAAGCGCAUAGGUACAAUGCUACAAUGCAGUCGCCCUCGGGUUCCUUACUUGUGAGUAGCUUUCAGGUUGUUGUUUUUAAUCGGUUAUUGUAGGCGUUUGCUGGAGUAUUGCACCAGUUUUCAAGAAAACCACUAUCAUGUGUGCAGCGUAGCAUGCAACGUAACAAGAACGCAGCUUCACAUGAUGUUGAUCGCGACGUUCACAGCAAGAUGUUCCUGAGAUUAAGUUUCCACUGGUAUGGCCGCAUAUCGCCAGCGUAAGCGGAAGCCCUGGUCCCAUUUUGGUUGUGUCAAGCCCAAUUAACAUAACGACGAUCAACCGUAUUUUUCACAGCAUCCGACCAAGGUUUCUGCAGUGAAGAGUGAGGAACAAGCAUGCUUCCUCACAUGCUGUGGAUUUCAUUGUGCCUUGCAUUGUUGGCUGUCCUUCUUCUGACGCUGGUGAGAAUAUUGAACUCACGGACGGUUGGCCAGUGCACGUCUACCCGGGACAUGUCUGGAAAAACAGUGAUCAUCACGGGAGCUAGCUCCGGCAUCGGCAAAGCGACGGCCCGCGAGCUGUGCCGGCGCAACGCGCGCGUCAUCCUGGCCUGCAGGGACGAAGCCAAGGCCCGCGCCACAGCCGACGAGAUCGAGGACGACACCGGCGUGCGGCCGGCGUGCAUGCAGCUCGACCUGUGCUCCUUGGCGUCCGUCAGGCAGUUCGCGCACCAAGUGUUGGCUCAGGAAGAGCGCCUCGACGUGCUCAUCAACAACGCCGGCACGCUGCCUCCACCUGAGAGGACCGAAACCGAGGAUGGGUUUGAGAUGACCUUUCAGGCUAAUCAUUUGGGCCACUUCUUGCUGACGAAUCUUCUUAUCGACCUUCUCAAAAAGAGUGCGCCAAGCCGCAUCAUAAACGUGGGCUCCAUGGCACAAGUGUUCGGAAGGUUUGAAGUGGACAAUAUCGGCUUCAAACGGUACAAACAAAAUCGCAUAUACAGCAGCACAAAGCUGUACAACAUGCUGUUCACGGUGGAACUCGCCCGGAGACUUGCAGGGACGGGUGUGACAGCAAACUGCUGCCAUCCAGGAAUAGUGAAGACGCACCUAGCCGAUCGUGGAGGAGCAGAUUUUCACUCAAGAUUGCUACAAUUCAUCGUGGUAAACUUUGGAAAGAGCGUCGAGGAAGGUGCGCAGACGUCGGUGCACCUGGCCGUCUCGGAGGAGAGCGUCAGUGGCAAGAUGUUCUCCGACUGCAAGCAGUCAUGGGCUCCUCGCUGGGCGACGAACCCGGAACAUGCGCGCAUGCUCUGGGAGGCGUCGGAGACCAUGACUGGAAUCUUUUGAAAGGCUUACAGCACCCACUUCACAGUGUCCCCAAGUUAAGCGCAAGAGACGAAAAAGAAGUGUCAUGGCUGUGUCCAAAUCUCCAUGUUACUCUGUCCCGAAUGCUUGCUGUUUGAACUCAGUUGUACCCCAAGAUAAGCUCUAUACUAAACGUUUACACGCAUGUUUUCCCCGCGUCUGACAUGUAUUACUAAUUCUACACGGAACCGGACACUAACAUCGUGGCUAUCAGUCCAACUAUAUUCUUGUAUUGCCGUGUGCUGUACAUCGCUGACAAAGUCUUUUAUUCGAUUCAUUGAGUGAUUGAUUGAUUGAUUGAUUGAUUGAUGACGUGCUGCACCAAUCUUUAUCUUCUGCGUUACAAGAAUGUGAUGUAAACGCGGGGGCCUCGGGUAAAAUGCUUUCACACGGACACAUUUGUGUUUGUCUUGUCUUCUAGCUUGCUCAAGAGCUAUAUUAAUCUUUUUGUUUGUAUUUAGUGUUAGCCAGUCAGUUUAGUCUAUAAAUCCGAAGACAAUUCCCGAUCAAAGAUGGUUAGAACAACAUGAUCACCUUUAUUCCUGUGCAUGGAGAUGUUUGAAGGUCUUUCUACAAAGAAAGAAUAUGAGAAAAAUCUAAUUAGUAUAGUAAUUAUUUGCUACUUGAUUUGCUGAAAAAUCUACAACUGAAAACUUUCUCCAGCGUAUCAAUAAAGUUGUUAUGCCUAAGCUUCCUGCGUUUAAAUUUAAAUUUUUAGUUGUCGAAAUGAGCAUAGCAAAAAUGAGAUGUUGGGCAUCACACUGUUAAAAAUAAUUAUUUAACUGCCUAGCAUGCCGUGGACAAGGCCUGCCACAAACGUAAAACAAAGGUUUAUUUGUGUUCUUUAGCAAGUGUCAUUCGGGUCCUUCCAUAGCAACUGUCUCAACCUUGGCGCACAACCACCUGCGGUUUCUAUUUUUAAAUUUUAAGCUCUUCAGCAAUAGAGAAAAUGUCAUCCAAAUAUUUUUGAGGAAAAACAGAACCGAAUAAUUGAGGCUAUCCUACGCACAAAAAGUUUGUUUUAUUUACUCAAUAAUUCAGAAGCUUCACUGCUACCAUUUCAAUGAUUGCGGUAAUGCAAUAUAUGAACCUGCAGCCAUAGAGUCUUCAUUGUUAAAUGUACAAUGAAGACUUACACAAAUAGAAAUAGGCAUUACUCAAACAUACACAAAGAAUGACCUCUUCAAUACAAUUGUCACGGUGGCACGAGACAGACUAGGAAGACGGAUCAUCAACAAGACGAAAGAUACGACGUAGUGUUGCUAGCCUAACGUCCCGCCAUACUGGUUGCACCGCCCAUAAUUUAUGCAGACUAAACACGGUCCCAUUUAACCUUAUAUCGCUGCCCGUUUCAACAGUUUUAGAUGUCACGAAUCCAAAACAAUCUUGUUCUCAGACUAGUAGCAUUUGAACAAUAAUUAACGUUACCGUAGACAGUACGUAAAACAAACGUUCGGUCUCGCUAAUCGCUUCUGAUUCUGAGAAUAUUUUUACUUGUAGCUUAUUGGAACAUUAUCAUUAUUAGAAUGUUGGUCCAUGCUCUGGCACUGGCAAUUCUUUGCCUUACAUAUUUUAUCAGGGAGAUGGGUUGAAAUUUACGUUCAAGUUCCUUUUCUUUAGUUUACGCUGAAGAAAGAACUGCGAACAGAAGAAAGGAGAAUAUUAAAAUAGAUUUUGCGAGUUUCUAAAAUGAAAUUACACUCUUAUAAAUUUGUAAGAUGAUUUGAUCACAUGUAUCCUAUGGAAGGCCUAGAGAUUCUUAGCACCCUCUGCCGCGUCCUGCAGUGGACAUGAAUAGGCUGAUGAUGAUGACGAUGAUGAUGAUCCUCCUAUGGGAAAUAUUAACGUCGGAUGGAUAAGUGGGCAAUUUAUAACACGCAAUGCGCACCAUUGCAAAGGCUGACACCAUAAUGAAACACAGAAGCUGAUAUUUUAUGACAUAUAGGAAUAUGAUUGAACUGAAGUACACUGCAGAACUUAUAUAAGCGCGUAAAAGGUAAUACAUUAUUUUGAGCACAUUUAAAUUUGAUGCGUAGUUUGUUAAGAACAAGCUCCAGGAUAUUUGAAAGCAAGAACUUUUGAAAUAAUGACUUUUGAAUGGCAGAUUUGUACUGUAAGAAUUGUUAUUCAUUUAUUUUCUUUGUAUAAUGCAAAUAUUUAUGCUUAAUGUGUGUUUGUAUUAUGCGCAGAAACUCCAUUUUUGAAGCCAUUAGUUCUUUUUUUUGUGCUUAUUAUAAGAAUGGCGAUGUGACACUGGCUGUUCUGAAGGAAAAUGAACAAAACGAAUUCCGUUGCACUGUGCUGCGAACUUUCAGUCAGUAAACUAUGUAAUGUGAAAUUUUACACUGCAGAUAGAGGAGCAUGCGCCAGGUUCCAGUCGCCUUUACCUCCUGUAUCUUUAUUGAAAUGUAUCGAGACAAACUCAAUA
Messenger RNA from Dermacentor silvarum, 3809 nucleotides. RefSeq names its product retinol dehydrogenase 12-like. NCBI's taxonomy places the organism in Eukaryota, Metazoa, Arthropoda, Arachnida, Ixodida, Ixodidae. The record is from RefSeq and is a predicted model, not a curated record.